Messenger RNA from Dalotia coriaria, 2878 nucleotides. It is a transcript of the gene Aatf, whose product is annotated as Apoptosis antagonizing transcription factor. Gene Ontology annotation, biological process: regulation of transcription by RNA polymerase II. Bases 1410 to 2798 code for a protein of 462 amino acids. The transcript has 3 exons. The record is from RefSeq and is a predicted model, not a curated record. Gene Ontology annotation, cellular component: nucleus; nucleolus. Lineage: Eukaryota; Metazoa; Arthropoda; Insecta; Coleoptera; Staphylinidae.
GUUAAGCAUGAUUUGGACUCACCAAUUAAUUCAAAAUGAGCAACAUUAGUGAUAACAAAGUUCAACUCUGGGUUUGAAUUAAAUGCGUCAUACGUUGAAUCAACACGGUUCAUUCUGUUAUAAGCAGUGCACAAGAAUUAACAAGUUUUUUUGACAAUUUUGGAAUUUCCAGAAUAAACGCGUUUUUCUAGUCCGAAUAGAUUGAUUAAGUUGGAUGAUUGGCAAUAGUAAAAACUAUAUAAACAUUUCAAUGUCUUUAACUGAACUGAAAGUCUGAUUGAAUAACCACCAUGAUUAAAUUGUAUUUGUUUGCAUGUUUCCUAUGUGGAAUUACACUACAAGUCAGUUCUAAAUAUAUUCUUCAAAAAAUAUUGAAUGGUGAUGAUGAAUCUAAUUUCGAAUUAUUGACUUAUAAUAGUUACGAAGAUCUCGAAAGAUCUUUCACCAACGCUCAUUCGGGUGGGCCAGAAUGGGAAGAACAUAAAUUCCAAACGCCGGAUAGACCGUAUUAUUUGAGACAAGAAAUCGACGAAAACAUGAAACAUGAAAGCGAUGAAGACUUCGGAACUGCAGAAAUAGAUGAACUUUAUAACUAUUCCAAAGUCGAUCCAGUUUCCUUUGAGGACAUACAUUUUUAAGUUUAUAAAAAUAUAAAAUGAGUACAGUAGAAUCUUGAUAACUCGAACCUUGUUAAGUCGUAAUCCUCAGUAACUCGAAAAGAUAUGCUAUUCCCUUCCGCUGAACCCCGAACGACGCACUAACUCGAAUUUUUUAGACUCAGUAACUCGAACAAUAAGUUAUUUCCCUGUGCGGCAUUACUCGUACAUUUUAAUACUCAGUAACUCGAACUGCAAAUACUACCUCAGUAAGUCGAAGUUCAUAAAAUUUUAUGAUUUCUUACUCGAGAUUCCCGGAGCUCAAAACUCGGGAUUCCCGGAGCUUAAAACUCGUGGCAAUAAAAUCAAAAAGGAAUGUUCGGGGCUCGGGGCCUCUUAUCUAUUGUUUUUGUUCGAAAUUCUUGUUAAGUCGAACACUUGCUAUCUCGAAUUUUUUUUGGUUUCCCUUGACAUUCGAGUUAUCAAGAUUCUACUGUAAUAACAAAUGACCACCUUUAUGCAUAUGUGCACCAAUUAAAUUAUUUAUCCCACUAAUUCGAAUUAUUACCUAGAUAGAGGAUUGGUUAAGUCAGAAUGAACAAUUAGUAUCACCACGAUUAGACUAUAAUCAAUUCUGGGAAGUAUAUAGGUACACAGUAUAUAGCUCAGUAAUCAGUGUCAAUUAUACACAGAAUGCCAUCUAUCCAGUGAAAAUAAAAUCACUAACCACACGUGUUGCUGAAUUUAAGGUUACACUACACUGUUUAUCAAUGACAAUCAAUGUUUACAAGACUUACUUGAAGUUUAUUCGCAAUGUUGUCCAAGAAAUCGUUAGCCGAUAAAAUCUCGGGGCUUUUAAAAGCCGCACCUAGUUAUAACCCAGAUGAAAAUGAUAUCGAAUCAACUGCCAAAGUGGUCGAUUUUGAUGACAAUGAAGAAGAUGAUAACAUCCACAUAAGUAACCAAUCUUUGAGUGCAUUUCGUAAAAAGAACGUGAAUUUACUUGAUGAAGUCGACGCAAAGUACGCAGGCAAGAAGAGUUCCAGGAAGGAUCUCUUUGACUCAGAUGAUGACUUACAACCUGAAUAUAUUGACCAAGAAAGUGAUUCUGAAGAUAUUGAUGAUGAAAUGGAAGAUAAUGAAGAAGGAGAGGAAGGCAGUGAUGAUGAUGAUGAUGAUGAGAAUUCGGGCGAGGAGGGCAAUUUUAAACAUAUGAAUGAAACUAAUCUUAAAGUUAUCAACCAAAAGAGUCAAAGUGUGCAGAAUCAAAUUAGAAUCUGGGAGAGCUUACUGGAGAUGAGAAUACAACUUCAGAAAUAUUUAGUUGCUUCAAAUAAACUGCCACCUCCUGAAGUUUAUAAAGAAAUGAAGCAAGACAAUGAGUUUCUUGAGAAAACCAACACAUUAAAACAAGCUCUGGGAAAUACUCUAGGAAAAAUGAUGGACUUACAGGAAUUAUUGAUUAAGAAGUAUCCAGAGUCUAAAAAUGUUUUAAAAGAUACACCAAAACAAGAAAAGAAUUAUAAUGAAGAUGAUGAUGAAAUACCUAGUGACACAGAAGAAGAAAAUACAGAAAAGGAAGAAAGUGAUGAAGAUGAUGAACCGCCAUCAGCAAAGAAAAAGAAGUUAAGCAUAAAUGAACUUGAAGAUAGAGCAAGUAAACUGCAUAAAAGUUACAAAAACUACAGAGACACCACCAUUCAGAAGUGGAAUGACAAGACACAAAUUGCACAUGGAAAAACAGCAAAUACCAACCCAGUUCUUAAACAAAUUGAAUACAAUUUAGCUGAUAAGGCAAGACUCAUAAAAAGGACUCAACUGCAAAGAUCAGAAUAUCGCAUUUUAGGCGUUGAUAAACAAACUUCGGAAAAUAAUGAAGAUGUUGAGAAUACUAAAGAUCAUGAAUAUAAUAAUAAUAUUUAUGAUGAUGAUGAUUUCUACCAUCAAUUACUACGUGAAUUAAUCGAAGUCAAGUCGGCGGAUAUCACCGAUCCCAUUCAAUUAAGCCGACAAUGGAUUCAAUUACAAAAUUUACGCAGUAAAAUGAAGCGGAAAAUCGAUACAAAGGCCACGAAGGGUCGUGUUAUUCGCUACGGCAUUCAUAAUAAGUUAGUAAACUUCAUGGCCCCAGUUAAUAAUGAGUUUAUUACAGAUGAGGCUCAGACAGAACUUUUCUCUUCACUAUUUGGGAAGAGAUCAUAGUUGUAAUUAUAGUUGUAAUUAAAUUCAAGUUAUUAAACUACAUUGUUAAUAAAAACAAAACUUAAAAUUGUUUCAGUUGA